This is a messenger RNA of Salvelinus fontinalis (brook trout), 1302 nucleotides long. RefSeq names its product beta-1,3-galactosyl-O-glycosyl-glycoprotein beta-1,6-N-acetylglucosaminyltransferase 3-like. NCBI's taxonomy places the organism in Eukaryota, Metazoa, Chordata, Actinopteri, Salmoniformes, Salmonidae. Gene Ontology annotation, cellular component: membrane. Gene Ontology annotation, molecular function: acetylglucosaminyltransferase activity. The coding region runs from base 1 to 1302 and encodes 433 amino acids. The transcript has a single exon. The record is from RefSeq and is a predicted model, not a curated record.
AUGGCUUCUGUUCGGUUGUCCAGGUCUCAGAGAUUCUUCAUGAACUUAUCGCUGAUCCUCCUGAGUGGAUCCGUCUCUCUGCUCCUGUGGAUCGUUCUCAGACACCCGCCGGGCUCUGACAGGAGUCCCCUCCCCGCUCUGGACCUCCUGCCCCUGGACUACGCUGCCGACCUGCCGGCCUGCUCAGCCAUCAUCCAGGGAGACCUGGAGGGUCUGGAGAGGGAGCAGCUCAGCCUCCUGCUGAAGACUAUGAAGAAACAGCAGCUGCUGUCAGAGGCGUUCUACCACAACGUGACUCAGGACUGUCAGAGGUACGUUACAGAAAGAGAGUUCAUCACCGUUCCUCUCAGUCAGGAGGAGAAGGAGUUCCCCGUCGCCUACUCCAUGGUCAUCAAUGACAAGAUCGAGAUGUUUGAGCGGCUCCUACGUGCCGUGUACACUCCUCAGAACGUGUACUGCGUUCACAUCGACCAGAAGUCAUCCGUGGACUUCAGGACGGCAGUGAGGGCUAUCGUGUCCUGUCUGCCUAAUGUGUUUGUGGCCAGUAAGUUAGAGAGUGUGGUAUACGCCUCCUGGUCCAGAGUGCAGGCUGAUCUGAACUGUAUGGAGGAUCUCCUGAAGUCACCUGUCCAGUGGAGGUACCUGAUCAACACCUGUGGAACAGACUUCCCCAUUAAGACCAACGCUGAGAUGGUUCAGGCCCUCAAGCUGCAGAACGGGAGGAACAGCCUGGAGUCAGAGACCACCGAGGACUAUAAAAACAGCAGAUGGCAGUUUCACCACAAAAUCACAAACAACAUGGUGGUCAAGACGAACGUUAGGAAGAGCCCUCCUCCAAUCAGCACCCCCAUGUUCUCUGGCAACGCCUACUUCCUGGUGUCCAGGGCCUUCGUCCGUCACGUGAUGGAGUCUCAGGAGGUCCGGGCGCUGUUGGAGUGGGAGAAGGACACCUACAGUCCUGAUGAACACCUGUGGGCCACCCUGCAGCGCAUGCCCUCUGUGCCAGGGUCUAACCCUCCGCACAUCAAGUACCAAGAAUCAGACAUGAACGCCAUUGCUCGCAUCGUGAAGUGGCGUUCCCUGGAAGGAGAUGUGAGGAACGGAGCCCCAUAUCCACCCUGCUCGGGUGUCUACAGGAGGUCCGUUUGUGUCUACGGGGCUGGAGAUCUCCGGUGGCUCCUACAACAUCGCCACCUCAUCGCUAACAAGUUUGACCCUGAGGUGGAUGAUGUGGCGAUCAGGUGUCUGGAGUCGUACCUGCGCUUUAAAGCUACAUACCGUGUCUCACCAAGGACAGUCUGA